AUGUCAAAGGAAAAUAUCACCCAUAUUAGUGAAUUCAUCCUGGUGGGCUUCCCUACUUCCCCUUGGCUACAAGUUCUGCUUUUCCUCCUCUUCCUCAUCACCUACCUGUUUGUGCUGUUGGAGAAUUUGGUCAUCAUUCUCACUGUAUGGAUCACUGGGUCCCUGCAGCCCAUGUACUAUUUUCUGGGCACCAUGUCCUUUCUGGAGACUUGGUAUGUAUCUGUCAUAGUCCCCAAGAUGUUGGCUGGAUUCCUACUUAGUCCCAAUACCAUCUCAUUCCUGGGAUGCAUGAUCCAACUCUAUUUCUUCAUCUCACUUGCCUGUACUGAAUGUGUGCUCUUGGCUGCCAUGGCCUAUGACCAUUACGUGGCUAUAUGUUGUCCUCUUUGUUAUCCAGCCAUGAUGACCACAGGAUUUUGUGUGCAGCUGACAAUCAGUUCCUGGGUGAGUGGCUUCACCAUCUCCAUGGCAAAGGUAUACUUCAUCUCCCAAGUUGCUUUCUGUGGCAAUAAUACCUUGAACCAUUUUUUCUGUGAUGUUUCCCCCAUCCUCAAACUGGCCUGCAUGGACUUUUCUAUGGCUGUGAUGGUAGACUUUGUGCUAGCCAUUCUCAUCCUUGUGUUUCCUCUCUCAGCCACUGUCCUUUCCUAUGGCUUCAUUGUCUCUACCAUUCUGCACAUUCCCUCAGCCACUGGGCAGUGGAAAGCCUUCUCUACCUGUGCCUCUCACCUUACAGUGGUGGUCAUCUUCUAUACAGCUGUGAUCUUCAUGUAUGUCCGACCUCGGGCCAUUGCUUCAUUCAAUUCUAACAAAUUGAUCUCAGCCAUAUAUGCAGUCUUUACUCCAAUGCUCAACCCUAUUAUCUACUGCCUGAGGAACAAGGAGGUCAAAGAUGCCAUCAGAAAAAGCAUGUCAAGUGGCCAAGCCCUUUUCUUGAAAGAUUCUCUUUGCUAA
This is a messenger RNA of Leptonychotes weddellii (Weddell seal), 954 nucleotides long. Its product is annotated as olfactory receptor 6B9-like. The record is from RefSeq and is a predicted model, not a curated record. Gene Ontology annotation, biological process: G protein-coupled receptor signaling pathway. Gene Ontology annotation, cellular component: membrane. Lineage: Eukaryota; Metazoa; Chordata; Mammalia; Carnivora; Phocidae. Gene Ontology annotation, molecular function: G protein-coupled receptor activity; olfactory receptor activity.